Messenger RNA from Punica granatum (pomegranate), 1904 nucleotides. The record is from RefSeq and is a predicted model, not a curated record. Lineage: Eukaryota; Viridiplantae; Streptophyta; Magnoliopsida; Myrtales; Lythraceae.
AAGCCCGUAGGUCUCCUCUUGUCGGUAGACCGCAAGCCUCACCAUUCCUCCGUCAAUCCGCCUUCAAUUUCAACACUUUCCCCAAUUUUCCCUCCUGGGUCUUGUCAGUCACCCCCCGAUCUGCAUUCAAUGCUCUGAUGGAUUAACCCCGGAGUGCGGCAAAGCUAUAGCAGCAGAAGGGUCCCCCUUCAAUAGCUACGGGUCACUGGUAAAAUUUUCGACUGGGUAAGUAGAAGAGCAAUGGAGGGUCUGAUUUGAUGGACUUGACGACCGUUGCUAAGGAGAGGGAGAGAGGGAGCAGAGGGGCGGACAAGCUCAGGGACAAGAAGAUGAAACUCAAAUGGAGGGCUUCUUCGUGCCUUCCCAAGAACAGCAGCUUGGUCCUCAAGCUGGCAGCUGUGUUCCUGUUGUUGGGUUUUGGUUUUAGGAUCUUGUUUCGCUCCUAUACUGAUUCUCUGGAUCGGAUUGAGGCGCCAUUGAUGAUUGACAGGAGGGAUAUCCCGGAACCGGCGAUGACAGUUGAUGCUGCACAUCCUGCCGAGGAGGAGUCAUCGCUACAGAGUCAGGAUCAGGUGACUGUAGAAGAAAAAUGUGAUCUUUUUACGGGUGAUUGGAUCCCCAACCCCUCGGGGCCUAUUUAUACCAAUGAGAGCUGCCCCCUCAUUGAAUCCCCUCAGAACUGUAUGAAGAAUGGGAGGCCCGAUACUGGGUACUUAUACUGGCGAUGGAAUCCACGGUCUUGCGAGUUGCCUCCGUUUGACGCUGGGAGAUUUCUUGAACUGAUGAGGAAUAAGACAUGGGCGUUAAUUGGCGAUUCCAUCUCCCGAAACCAUGUGCAGUCCGUGUUGUGCAUGCUCUCAACGGUGGAAAAACCGAUCGAAAUGUACCAUGAUGAGGAGUACAAGUCCAGGAGAUGGCAUUUUCCCUCCUACAACCUGACCAUCUCUGUUGUCUGGUCCCCUUUCCUCGUAAAAGCUGCCAUCUUCGAAGACAUGAACGGGGUCUCAACUUCUGAGGUCAAGCUCUAUCUCGACGAGCUUGAUUCAAAAUGGACCAAUAUGUACCAGAAUAUCGACUACGUGAUAAUAUCAACUGGAAAAUGGUUCCUCAAGUCCUCAAUCUAUUACGAGAAUGACACUAUUUUAGGUUGCCACAACUGUGAUCAGAGUAGAAAUUUGACUGAGCUCAGGUUUGAUUUUGCUUACGAGAAGACUCUUCACAAGGUGAUGGACUUCAUAUCAAACUCCAAUCACAAGGGCUCGAUCUUCUUCAGAACGUCAACUCCCGAUCAUUUUGAGAAUGGGGAAUGGCAUAAUGGGGGAACCUGUCCGAGGAAGGCACCGGUCAAAGAAGGCGAGUUCGAGCUCAAGCCUGUGAACAGGGUCUUACUGGAAAUUGAAUUGAGGGAGUUUGAGAAGGCAAGGAAGCAAGCAGAGAGGAACGGGGUGAAGCUGAGGCUUCUUGAUUUCACAAACCUUUCAUUAUCGAGACCUGAUGGGCACCCAGGACCGUACCGCAAGUUCCAACCCUUUGCUCGAGACGUGAAUGCUACAGUCCAGAAGGAUUGUCUGCACUGGUGCCUGCCCGGGCCCAUUGAUGCAUGGAACGAUGUGAUAAUGGAAAUGGUCGUGAAUGCUGAUUGAGAGCGGUUCUAGGAGUCACACGGUGAUAUGAAAGUGGUAGUACUCAUCAUUUGUGCCUUGUGAAUAGAAUACUCGAAAAAAGCUUCUUUUUUGUAUUUGUCUAAAGGUAUAUCAUGUCAGUGAGGCCACGUUUUCUUAUGUUUCUGUCACAUGGAGUGGCCAUUAAGCAGAAGGAGAAAAACUCAUAUGAAUUGGAUUUCGACAAAUCUCAUCCUAUUGACCAAUAUUAAUUCCAGUCAAGGUGUAAGUUUUGGCCCUGCU